Danio rerio (zebrafish) is the source of this 2309-nucleotide messenger RNA. It is a transcript of the gene slc23a4, whose product is annotated as solute carrier family 23 member 4. Lineage: Eukaryota; Metazoa; Chordata; Actinopteri; Cypriniformes; Danionidae. Gene Ontology annotation, cellular component: membrane; plasma membrane. Gene Ontology annotation, biological process: transmembrane transport. The record is from RefSeq and is marked predicted. Gene Ontology annotation, molecular function: transmembrane transporter activity.
AGAGCUCCCAUUGAGAACUGAGCACCGCUUUCUCAGUCCACACCACAAUCAUGGCUCCAGAGAAAAACAGUGACGGGUUGGACAACUAUGCAUUUACUGUUGAUGGUGUGGACCAUUUCUGUGAAUUGCCUGAGAAUAAGAAAGAAAGUGAUGGUUUUUCAGAGCGGGGAGACCCUAACAAACUAGCCUAUUGUGUCACAGACAUCCCACCGUGGUAUCUUUGCAUCUUUUUAGGUAUUCAGCACUAUCUCACAGCUUUCGGUGGCAUCAUAGCCAUUCCUCUAAUAUUGUCUCAAGGCCUUUGCCUACAGCAUGAUGGCCUCACGCAAAGUCACCUAAUCAGCACAAUCUUCUUCGUGUCAGGCGUGUGCACUUUACUGCAAGUCACUUUUGGAGUGAGGUUACCCAUUCUCCAGGGUGGAACAUUUACUCUCUUGUCGCCCACCAUGGCUUUGCUUUCAAUGCCUGAAUGGACAUGUCCAGCUUGGACACAGAAUGCCAGCCUUGUCAACACCACCUCGCCUGAGUUCAUCCAUGUUUGGCAGAGUCGAAUGCAAAUGCUCCAAGGCUCAAUCAUGGUGGGCUCCCUAUUCCAAGUACUGGUGGGAUUCUCCGGUCUCAUUGGCCUAUUCAUGCGCUUCAUUGGCCCUCUGACCAUCGCCCCAACUAUUUCCCUAAUCGGCCUAUCGCUGUUUGACUCGGCUGGCAUGAACGCAGGACACCAUUGGGGCAUCUCUGCCAUGACGACAUGUUUGAUCGUGAUAUUCUCUCAGUAUCUCCGCCAUAUUGCCAUCCCUGUCCCAAAAUACAGCAGAGCCAAGAAAUUUCACACCACUAGGAUUUUCAUAUUCCAGAUUCUGCCAGUCCUGCUGGGAAUCACUCUGUCUUGGUUGAUCUGCUACCUGCUGACCAUCUACAAUGUCCUGCCUUCAGACCCUGAUAAAUACGGUUAUCUUGCUCGGACGGACAUUAAAGGAGAUGUUACGGGCAAGGCACCUUGGUUCAGAUUCCCUUAUCCAGGUCAAUGGGGGGUGCCAAGUGUUAGUCUGGCGGGAGUUUUUGGGAUCCUGGCCGGAGUCAUAUCCUCCAUGAUUGAGUCGGUGGGGGAUUAUCAUGCUUGUGCCAGGUUAUCUGGUGCCCCACCACCACCCAGGCAUGCUAUCAACCGAGGCAUUGGCAUUGAAGGCAUUGGUUGUCUGCUGGCAGGCGCCUGGGGCACAGGCAAUGGAACCACAUCCUACAGUGAAAACGUAGGAGCUUUGGGUAUCACCAAGGUUGGUAGUCGAAUGGUUAUUGUGGCCAGUGGCUUUAUAAUGAUUAUAAUGGGAAUGUUUGGGAAAAUUGGAGCCAUAUUUACUACAAUACCAACGCCUGUCAUUGGAGGAAUGUUUCUGGUCAUGUUUGGGGUCAUCACAGCCGCUGGUAUUUCAAACCUACAGUAUACAGACAUGAAUUCUUCACGCAACAUCUUCAUCUUUGGAUUCUCCAUGUUCACCGGGCUUACCAUUCCCAACUGGAUAAUAAAAAACCCCACAUCAAUAGCAACAGGAGUUGUUGAACUGGACCACGUUCUUCAAGUGCUAUUGACAACCAGUAUGUUUGUUGGAGGAUUCUUUGGAUUUCUCCUUGAUAACACGAUACCCGGAACAAAACGUGAACGAGGCAUUACUGCAUGGAACAAGGCCCACCAAGACGAUUCAGACAACACCUUAGAAAGUGAUGAAGUCUAUGGUUUGCCAUUUAGAAUUAAUAGCUGCCUCUCCUCUCUAACGUGGACCAAAUAUGUGCCCUUCUGCCCUACACACCAAAUCAGCACACAUGAUGACACGCCAUCAAGUCUGGAAUCGCUGGAAACCAAAACAGAGCCUAACAAAGACGAUACACAUAUCAUAGCAGGGGUGGCAUUAUGAAUGAGACUUCCAUCUUAAAUCAGUGACGAUGUGUGUGAUAGUCCACCCAAGAAUGAAGAAUGUUAGUUUUUUGAGUGAACUAUUGCUUUAAGCCACAUUCAGAAGUACAGACUGAACUAAGAAGGCAGCUACCCCAAUGCAAAUCUAAACUGAAGCUGUACUGUUCCAUUAUAUCUCUCUAUUUUCAUCUGGAUUAAUUAUCUGCAAACACUGUAAAGUGAACUGCUGUAUUAUAUUGUUUUUCGCUUAAUGGUGCUCCAGGGGUGACUCAAAUUGAAAGCAACUGCAAACAUUACACGCUCAUUAUAGUUUUAAGUGAUUAUAUAUAGCUGAAAAACUGCACAUUGUAUUUUUUACAUGUAUUUUGUGUUUUCAAAUAAAUCUGUUCACUACCUUUUA